Messenger RNA from Coregonus sp. 'balchen', 7181 nucleotides. The record is from the annotation of a GenBank genome assembly. NCBI's taxonomy places the organism in Eukaryota, Metazoa, Chordata, Actinopteri, Salmoniformes, Salmonidae.
AUGGAGGAGCGGAGGGUAAGAGUUGUGAAGUCAUCAUGUGGUUGGGGCAGAGGGGCUGUGAGUGCGGGCUCCGGGUUGGGUCUGGGAAGGGCUGGUCUGGGCUGGGCUGGAGCAGAUCUGAUCUGGACUGGUGUGGGCUGGGCUGGUCCGGUCUGGACUGGUGUUGGUCUGGCUCCGCAUUCACAAAUUCACAGUAGGAGUGCUGAUAUAGGAUUUGUUUUUCCCUUUUAGAUCAUAAUGAAUAAGAUUGUAUGGACAGAGAGGACCUGAUCCUAAAUCAGUACUCCUACUCAUUAAUAUAAUAAUAAAUAAUAAUAAUAUGCCAUUUAGCAGACGCUUUUAUCCAAAGCGACUUAAUGAUCUAGGGGUCACCCCCAGCACACUGAGGACAGCAGGGUUUUUGAUACACCGAAUGCCAGGGAGGUGAAGUCAUUCCAAGCCAAACAGGGACGCUAGUUCACUUAGAAAAUAAAUGUUCCCUUUUUUUCCCCCCUCUGGCUUCUAACUCAGUCAAGAGGCAGAAAAUAGCCCAGUGACUUCAGCUGAUAACGGAAGCACGUUAUCACAUUCCAUGCCAGUUGCCAUGGAAAGACAGACGCUCCAGGACAUUGACUGCGGUACAUCGUUAAUGAUUACUCGCUGUGUCUCAAAUGGCAUCCUUUUCCUUACACAGUGCACUACUUUUAACCAGGGCCCUAUGGGGCUUCAGGAAGCAACUGUUGUCCGUUCAUAGAAAGAAAGCUACAGGUGCCAGUAGACAGUCUAUUACUGAAAGGAAUCUUAGCAGGGUUCUUUGUGCCAAGUGAGCCUGAAAAGAGAUGAGCUACGUAGAGGAGGAAAUGUGGUGUCUACUGGUCUAAAGAGAUGAGCUACGUAGAGGAGGAAAUGUGGUGUCUACUGGUCUAAAGAGAUGAGCUACGUAGAGGAGGAAAUGUGGUGUCUACUGGUCUAAAGAGAUGAGCUACGUAGAGGAGGAAAUGUGGUGUCUACUGGUCUAAAGAGAUGAGCUACGUUGAGGAGGAAAUGUGGUGUCUACUGGUCUAAAGAGAUGAGCUACGUAGAGGAGGAAAUGUGGUGUCUACUGGUCUAAAGAGAUGAGCUACGUUGAGGAGGAAAUGUGGUGUCUACUGGUCUAUGCAGUGUAAGCAUCUACCAAGUCCACUAUUUCUGUUGAUUUAUCAGGGUGGUUCAACGUAAACUGACAUCCACAUUCUGGCUCUUAUCCUAUGAGCACAAUAAUUUGAAAAUACGUUGAAAAUACAUAUUUCUGGUUGAAAAGACAAUGAAAAUACAUUUUCUUUGUUGACAAGAUGCUGAAAAGAUGUUGAAAAUACAUAUAUUUGGUUGAAAAGACGCUGAAAAGACGCAUUUCAACCAGUUUUGCUCACUGGCUAGGAAGUCUUCUACCACGUUAUUGUCAUGAGGGCAUACAUUGCUUGUCUGAGAAAGGUAUUAGAUGUACAUGGGACUUUCAUUCACUCUGACCAAAACUGACAUUUCUUUGCAAUGACAUCUUCUGUGGAAAAACCCGUCUGGAGUCCACUGGUUAAGCUUUGUGCUAUCUUACAUCAGCCAUUUCCAAACCUGUCCUUUGGGACCCCCAGCCUUUCUAUGUAUUUAAAGUAUUCCAGAACUAGAACAACUUUUCAACUAAUCAUUAAAGCCCUUGACUACUUGAAUCAAGGCUACAACAUAUUUGUGAAACGUCUGGGGGUCCCCGAGGAGAGGUUUGAAAAAGAUAUAACAGUAAUCUAUCUGCAUGUUGGUACUGAGCUGAUUCUCCUCUUACUAUUUACAGACGUCCCAAAAACACCACCUCCAAAUUGUUCGAGCAUUACUCUCUUUCUUCUGACUCCUCUGUCUCCUCUGUCUCCUCUGUCCCUUACAGACAACCUGCCCUACUGUCUCCUCUGUCUCCUCUGUCUCCUCUGUCCCUUACAGACAACCUGCCCUCCUGUCUCCUCUGUCUCCUCUGUCCCUUACAGACAACCUGCCCUCCUGUCUCCUCUGUCUCCUCUGUCCCUUACAGACAACCUGCCCUCCUGUCUCCUCUGUCUCCUCUGUCCCUUACAGACAACCUGCCCUCCUGUCUCCUCUGUCUCCUCUGUCCCUUACAGACAACCUGCCCUCCUGUCUCCUCUGUCUCCUCUGUCCCUUACAGACAACCUGCCCUCCUGUCUCCUCUGUCUCCUCUGUCCUCUGUCCCUUACAUACAACCUGCCCUACUGUCUCCUGUCUGUCUCCAACAACCUGCCUGACUGUCUCCUGUCUGUCUCCAACAACCUGCCCUACUGUCUCCAACAACCUGCCUGACUGUCUCCUGUCUGUCUCCAACAACCUGCCCUACUGUCUCCUGUCUGUCUCCAACAACCUGCCCUACUGUCUCCAACAACCUGCCUGACUGUCUCCUCUCUGUCUCCAACAACCUGCCCACUGUCUCCUGUCUGUCUCCAACAACCUGCCUGACUGUCUCCUGUCUGUCUCCAACAACUUGCCCUACUGUCUCCAACAACCUGCCCACUGUCUCCUCUCUGUCUCCAACAACCUUCUCUACUGUCUCCUGUCUGUCUCCAACAACCUGCCCACUGACUCCUCUCUGUCUCCAACAACCUGCUCUACUCUCCCAAUGUCAUCACCUCCAACCAGUCCACUGGUUAAGCUUUGUAGUAACUUAAUCUAAAGUUAAUUGUUACUGACUGUGGGAUCCUCUCUCUGUGCUACAGAUGACCUUCCCUACUGUCCUAAAGGAAUCACCUCCAAAGUGUUCCGUUUCAACGUCUCGGUGAUGGAGAGGAACUCCACCAACCUGUUCCGAGCCGAGUUCCGAGCUCUGAGGGUUCCAAACUCUGCUGCCAUUAGGAAUGAACAGAGGGUCGAGCUCUACCAGGUGUGUAAAGGUACCGUCCAUGUCCUUCAGAGAUCUUCAACUCAACCUGACAACAGUUAACAGUCUUUCCCCCCUAGUUUCAUUUGGAGGCGGGGCACCCACAGGCCCCCCGGAGCAACUUCUAGGUCCUCAGGCAUCACCACUGGGCACCACCACUGGGCAUCACCACUGGGCACCUUAUUCCUUAUAUAUAGUGUCAGAUCCCUUUGGGCCCUGAUCAGGGGUAGUACACUAUAAAGGGAGUACAGGGCCAUUUGGGACGCACCGAUUGUCAGUCACUACCGAUAGAAGUCAAACACUUUAGGUAGGGAGCAAAAGAGCAAGGCCUGGUGGAGGAAACACAGUACAUACCUCCAUCACACAAACAGAUCAACAAAUCAACAGCUUUUGGUUGUUACAGAGCGUGAUCUGUAGUGGACUUUGUUAAUUUUCAAAUAAUCAGAAAUUUGCCAAGUUCAGUUCACUUAAGAUAGGUUUACCGUUACUGACACUGACGUGAAAUCUAGUCGCUUAUUUAUUCCACAAAUAACCAUUUCUCAAACUUCCCAGUUUCAACUGAGGAAGGGCUAGGGAGCCUCAGCCAGUGAAAUCCAGCUGUGGUUUGGUGGUGGGCAGCCAGCCGCCAGACCCUAACUCCAGCUCUCGUCAGGCCUGGAGAAUGUGUGCAGGGUCUGGCUCUGGGCAGGGUAACGCUGGAGUGUCCUGUUUAAUGUGUUCAGAGCUCUGGGCAGGGUAACGCUAUAUCAGCCUCAAAAGCCUCUGCUCUAUAAUCUAUGACAUUAGGUGACAUGCAGUAAUAGUAUAAAGCAGGGGUAUUCAACUCUGACCCCUACGAGGUCCGGAGCCUGCUGGUUUUCUGUUCUACCUGAUAAUUAAUUGCACCCACCUGGUGUCCCAGGUCUAAAUUAGUCCCUGAUUAGAGGGGAAGAAUGAAAAAUAAUUUUAAAAAAAGCAGUGGAACUGGUUUUGAAGUCCAGGUUGGAAUUUGAGGGUUAUAAAGUGUAUCUUUAUAAAGUGUAUCUGGGGCGGCAGGUAGCUUAGUGGUUAAGAGCGUUGUGCCAGUAACUGAAAGGUCGCUGGUUCUAAUCCCCGAGCCGACUAGGUGAAAAAUCUGUCGAUGUGCCCUUGAGUAAGGCACUUAACCAUAAUUGCUCCUGUACGUCGCUCUGGAUAAGAGCGUCUGCUAAAUGACUAAAAUGUGUGAUUUUUCAAUAGCGAAUGUUUCUCACAUCUCCAGGCUUCUGAGAAAUAGAGACUGCUGUCUCCUCGAGUUGCAACAGCACCUGUUGUGUUUCUAUAUCAGUGUAGUGGAUCAUUGUAUUGUUUCAUAUGCUGUAACUCCCCCACCCUUGGUUUUCAGAUCCUGAGGCCAGACGAGCACAUAGCUAAACAACGCUACAUUGGAGCCAAGAACGUGCUGACCAAGGGAACGCCAGAAUGGGUCUCCUUCGAUGUGACAGAGACGGUACGGGAGUGGCUGAUGUACAGAGGUGAGCCCGUUGAUUGUUUUUCAAGAGGAAAUCAUUUCCACUGUUACAAGUUUCAGACUCAAGUUACAUACUAAUACAACAACAACAAAAGUAAACAAUCAGAAAAAACCACAAGCAGUAGAUUUCCGUUUUGAGUUGGUGUGUGAAGAUGACCUUAUCUUUCCCAUGAUGCCUCUCUCCUCUCAGAGACCAACCUGGGUCUGGAGAUCAGCGUGCACUGCCCCUGCCACACCUUCAACCCCAACGGUGACAUCGUCGACAAUGUGAACGAGGUGCUGGAGGUCAAGUUCAAAGGUCAGUAGGCAUAACAUUCUCUUCUUGUGUUGUCGUUUCAGACCGGGAAAACCUCAUCAAGUCGUUUGUUGUUACCACCCAAUAACGGGUAAUGUUCUGGAUCUUUCUCCCUUAGACCCUUACUCCCUUACUGCUAGCAAUGUUUAAAAUACUGAGAAGUAGUUUUCAGAUCUGGAUCUUUCUCCCUUAGACAACUGAACUGGCAUUAAAAAGUGCAAUUGCAUUUAAAAAAGCCAUGACAAGUCACAACAUAAUUUACAAGCUUGCUCACAGAAGCAAAGGAACCAAAGUUACGGACAAAGGACCUGGGUUAGAGUUGGGGCGUGUAACAUGUACUGCCUGACCUCUGACCUCUCUCUCUCUCUCUCUCUGCUGUAGGGAUGGAGGGGGAGGAGGACCUGGGUCGUUGGGACCUGGGUCGUCUGAAGAAGAAGAAGGAGCAGUACCCACCUCACCUCCUCCUCAUGAUGAUCCCUCCCCACCGUCUGGACGCACAGCCACGCAGACGCAAACGGGCCCUGGACACCAACUACUGUUUCUCGUAAGGACCCUUACUGAAACUGUUCUCACUUCUGUUUCCACAUGUCGGCACGGAGUUGUCCAGUCCUGAAAGGCUCUGUUUUGAAUUUACAGGGUUUGUAAACCAGAAGUCAGCAAUCAUUUCUCGUAAAAAUCUGCUGUAACAUAAACAGCAAUAGCAGAAGAAGGAUCAAUGAGCCAGCCAACUUCCCCAUAUGCUCCAUCUCAAACCAUUCAACAUGUGUUGGUUGAUCAAAACAAGAUAAACUUGAAUAACUUGCUGCAGCUUUAUCUGACUCUUAACUAAAGCAUGUUGUGUUAACAAGAAAAUUGUAACUGAACAGUUAUCAAAGCUGACUACCUAACUCAUUGUUGUGGUCCUCUGUAGCUCAGCUGGUAGAGCACGGCGCUUGUAACGCCAAGGUAGUGGGUUCGAUCCCCGGGACCACCCAUACACAAAAAAAAUGUAUGCACGCAUGUCUGUAAGUCGCUUUGGAUAAAAGCAUCUGCUAAAUGGCAUAUUAUAUUAUAUUGUAUAAUAAUGAGAGAAGGUACGAGUGAUUCACCAUAGUUAGUUGUGCUCCUUUCCCAGCACUGUUGAGGAGAACUGCUGUGUUCGUCGUCUCUACAUUGACUUCCGUCGGGACCUGGACUGGAAGUGGAUCCACGAGCCCAAAGGAUACUUCGCUAACUACUGCUCUGGACCCUGCCCCUACCUGAGGAGCUCCGACACCACACACACACAGGUGAGGGCAAUCUGACACCACACACACACAGGUGAGGGCAAUCUGACACCACACACACACAGGUGAGGGCAAUCUGACACCACCCACACACAGGUGAGGGCAAUCUGACACCACACACACACAGGUGAGGGCAAUCUGACACCCCACACACACAGGUGAGGGCAAUCUGACACCACACACACACAGGUGAGGGCAAUCUGACACCACACACACACAGGUGAGGGCAAUCUGACACCCCACACACACUGGUGAGGGAAUCUGACACCACACACACAGGUGAGGGCAAUCUGACACCACACACACACAGGUGAGGGCAAUCUGACACCCCACACACUGGUGAGGGCAAUCUGACACCACACACACACACACAGGUGAGAGCAAUCUGACACCACACACACACACACACAGGUGAUGGCAAUCUGACACCACACACACACAGGUGAGGGCAAUCUGACACCCCACACACUGAUGAGGGCAAUCUGACACCACACACACAGGUGAGGGCAAUCUGACACCACACACACACCCACAGGUGAGGGCAAUCUGACACCACACACACACCCACAGGUGAGGGCAAUCUGACACCACACACACACACACAGGUGAGGGCAAUCUGACACCACACACACACAGGUGAGGGCAAUCUGACACCACACACACACAGGUGAGGGCAAUCUGACACCACACACACACCACACUGGGCACACACUGGUUGAAUCAACGUUGUUUCCACGUUAUUUCAAUGAAAUUACUUUGAACCUAUGUGGAAUAGAUGUUGAAUUGACGUCUACCCCAGUGGGACACAGGUGAUUUACACCGUGGUCAUAAUGACUAAAACGUCCAGGCUGGCAGGGCAGGAAGAAGAAGUCCCUUUGCUACUCAAUAGCGUCUGUUAAAUUAGAUUCAGCAAUAUGAUCAAUAACACCAUACACAGAAAUCAAUAAUAACUACGAUUCUGAUCGGCCAAGACCGCUUAUUAGAGCUUGUGUCUUUACUUGUGCUUAUUUCUGUAGUUGGCAGGACAGUUGCAAAAUUAAUUACCGUUUCAGCUUCCACAUCAGCAACACCAUCUCUUUCCCUCCACAGCUGCUGAGCCUGUAUAACACUCUGAACCCAGAGGCCUCGGCGUCUCCCUGCUGCGUUCCCCAGGACCUGGAGCCCCUUACCAUCCUCUACUACUCUGGACGCACCCCCAAAGUAGAGCAGCUAUCCAACAUGAUCGUCAAGUCCUGCAAGUGCAGCUGA